Pelodiscus sinensis (Chinese soft-shelled turtle) is the source of this 2100-nucleotide messenger RNA. The record is from RefSeq and is a predicted model, not a curated record. Lineage: Eukaryota; Metazoa; Chordata; Testudines; Trionychidae.
AACCACCAGCCUUGUGUGUCUGAAUGCUGCUGAGAGACUUGACAACUCUGUAUUCAGCAGCUCAGGCAUCACUCAAAGAUGGUUCCUGCAGCACAGAUGCUUGCCUUUACUCUGAGUGGCUUCUUAAAACUGACCAUGGGUUUUGACAUUGGAUUAUCCACUAAAUGUGUAAUGAUACCUAUGGAGAUGAGCAUGUGCCACAGCAUUGGUUAUUCUGAAAUGAGACUUCCCAACCUGAUGGGACACACAAAUAUGGGUGAUGUUAUUCUAAAAUCCACCAAAUGGCAGCAUAUUGUACAAACUGGCUGCCACCCUCAUGCAAGGACAUUCUUGUGUUCUCUGUUUGCACCAGUCUGCUUAGAUACCUUCAUCCAUCCUUGUAGGAGUAUGUGUGUCGCAGUUCGUGACAGCUGUGCUCCUGUGCUCCUCUGCCAUGGACAGUCUUGGCCUGACAGUUUGGACUGUGAUCGUUUCUCUGCUGCUGAGGACAUGUGUCUAGCACCUCUUAGCAAAGACUACAAACAUAUUCAUAAAGAAUUGCCAAAGCCAAUAUGCCAGACCUGUCCAACAGUGGAGGAAAUCUUUACACAGAAAAGAGUACUAGAUGUUUUCUGUGCCAAUAACUUUGCGGUGAAGGUAAAGUUGUCCAAAAAGAGAACAGUUUCUGGUGAUCAGGAGUAUAAUAUUGAAUGCCAAGUGGAAUUCAUCAAUCAAGGUUUACUAUUGCCUUAUGAUACUCGGAACAUGAUACAACAGUGGUUACUUAUAAAUGAAAAUUGUACUCAGAAGAUGACCCAGACCUACCGCCCCAUGGUGUAUGUCAUUGUGGGGAAUAUUGAAGAGGGUACCGUUUUAGUAAACCAAGUUUACCGCUGGCAGAGGAGGGACUCCCAGCUGACUUUGGCCACACGGAAGUGGAAACACCAUAAAUGUUUAUAAAUAUCUUUAUGAUUCCUGCUUGGUACAUGUAAAAUUCCUUAUACCAAGGCUAUCCUGUAAAUAGAAAUGUAUAAUAAAUGCAAUGUAAAGUCUUAUUGUACUUUCUUUUUUUUUAAUGUUAUAACACGAAUUUAACCUGGGUAAAAGUAGACAUCUGUGUGAUAAAUGGUGUUGCAGUCACUUACAUGAAGUAUGACUAUGGUCCAGCAUGUAUAAAUGUGUACUCUCAGAUUGCUGUGAAAAAUCUUGCAUAAAAUGUAUAAACUGUCAUAAAAUACUUCCAUAUAUAAAUCAUAACUAUCAAUACUUCCAAUGCUGUUUGAGGUACUCAGCACCUCUGAAAAUGUGUCAAUUUCUUAUGUUUUCUGUAUUGCUAAUCAUUGUAAUAUCUCAAUAUUAACCUUUAUAAGCCUUACUGUGGUUUUAGUGCUUAAUUUUAGGCACCUGCUUUGAGAAAAUUUGCCUUACAUCCUUAAUUUCAUACAUUGAUGGAGUGUUUUUAAAGAAGGUGGCCCUCUACUGGGUAUUUCUAUAUGGACAAAAUGGUUUCCUUUUAUGUCAGACAUCAAUUUCUAAAGAUACACUACAAAGAGUCUCAGCCUCAGAAAGGACAUGUUUGGGGUGGUUAUUUUUAUUUUAUAAUGGGUAGCAAUUACAGUACCAUAGUAUUAAUAUUUUAAAGCACAUAUGAGAACAGUUUUUGAAAAAAUAAUUUCUUUAUAUUGUGUGAUCAUUAUUAAAGUACACACACCUACUGGAAUAUGAACCAGAAUUCUACUGAAUUUAUCUAGUCUGUUUUCAUUACAUUAAUUAAAACAAAACAUGAGUUAGUUUUAUAAAUCAACCCAGGUGCUUUACCAGCGAUCUCUGGGAAUUACAUGGGACUAAGGCAACUGCAAAAGACACUGAUAAUACUCAAGAAAUGUAAAACAUUAUAUUGGCCAAAUGACUGUAGCAUCUUCAGUUGUAGUAAUCCUGUGCUGAUCUUAAAAAGCAGUUGGUGAUGGAUGGAUGGGGCUCAACUUAAAUACAUCAGAACUAAUAUAAUAAAGGAGUAUAAUCAGCACAAAAAUAUGUAAUAGCAUAAAUUAUCAGGUACACCAGUUAUAUGCUAUCUGUUGUGUUUGUAUAGUUAAAAAGUUGAAUAAAGAAUCUGGAAUU